AUGAUUACCAAUAUCAUUGCAGAUCUUGGUAAAGCCUUUGCUAUAAAAGACUUGGGUGAUUUGUCUUUCUUUUUGGGUGUCGAAGUUCUCAGGCAAGGAUCAGAAAUUGUUUUAACUCAGCGCAAAUAUGUCACGGAUCUUCUACGACGUACCAAGUUGGAUGGCGUUAAACCGGGGACUACACCAUUAGCUUCAAAUGUCAAGAUUCAGAAACUUGGCUCAGAAAAGUUUGCAGACCCAACAUUGUAUCGUAGUGUUGUUGGUGCACUUCAAUAUUUACAUCUGACGCGGCCAGACAUUUCAGUGGCAGUUAAUAAAGUGUGUCAAUACAUGCAUGAGCCGUAUGUGGAGCAUUGGGAGCUGGUGAAGAGGAUCAUUCGUUAUCUGAAGCAUACCGUCGACUAUGGUUUACAUCUAAAAUCAUCAAGGGACUUCUCAUUACACGCAUACUCUGAUGCGGACUGUGCUGGCAGCCUAGAUGAUCGCAGGUCUACAAGUGGAUAUUGUGAAACUGAUUAUGGGUUCAGCCUUUUUGGUGGUAUUCUGAAGAUGGGUUACGAUCCUAACAUCAUCACAUAUACUAAUUUGAUCAAGGGGUUGUGUUUGCAGGGAAAGAUUCAGGUUGCCGUUGAACUGUUUGACAAAAUGAUUGAUAGGGGAGUUCAACCGAAUACAAUCACAUGUAAUACCAUAAUAACUGGGCUUUGUAGAGUUGGUGAAUUAGAGAAUGCUCUUCACUUGCUGAGGAACAUGGCUAAAUGGAAUUGCGAAGCUAGUAUUGUUUCUUAUGGUGUGAUUAUGGAUGCUUUAGGAAAAAGAGGAUUGGUUGACGAGGCUCUGCAUCUGUUUUGGGAAAUGAUAGAUGAUUCCAGUAUUGUAACAAAUGUCAUUGUUUACAAUUCUCUGAUUAACGGGUUUUGCAAAAAUUUAAGCGAAGCAGUUAAAGUCUUCGAUAACAUGUCUAACCGUGGAGUUUCUGCAGAUUCAUAUACUUACAAUUCUCUAAUUCAUGGACUAUGCAUGCGUGGUUUAUGGAAGGAAACAAUAAGAUAUUUUGAUGAAAUGGUGGGGAGGGGUAUUUCGCCAACUAUAGUUACUUUUAACGUAUUGAUAGAUUCCCUGAGUAAAGAAGGGAGGAUGGAAGAAGCUUCCAAGAUAUUUGAUGCGAUGAUUAAGCUGCGCAAAGAACCUGAUGUGUAUACUUAUAAUUCCAUGAUAUUUGGUCUGUGUUCAACAGGUAAGCUAGAGGAGGCACACAGAUUGUUUGGCUCCGUUACGGAUAAGGGCCUCCAAUAUGAUCUUUACAGCUUCAAUCUGCUAAUUAAUGGAUACUGCAAGAGUUCUGGGGUGGAUGAAGCCAUUCCACUCUUUAAGGAAAUGGAAAAAAGAAGGGAUUAAAACCGGACCGAGUUACCUCUAAUACACUAAUAGCUGGACUGUGCAAGACCGGAAAAGUUAAAACGGCACAGAGCAUGUUAAUUGAGAUGCAAUCUGACUG
This is a messenger RNA of Papaver somniferum (opium poppy), 1498 nucleotides long. RefSeq names its product pentatricopeptide repeat-containing protein At1g12300, mitochondrial-like. Gene Ontology annotation, molecular function: protein binding. Bases 1 to 1398 code for a protein of 465 amino acids. The record is from RefSeq and is a predicted model, not a curated record. Lineage: Eukaryota; Viridiplantae; Streptophyta; Magnoliopsida; Ranunculales; Papaveraceae. The transcript is spliced from 3 exons.